This is a messenger RNA of Effrenium voratum, 1872 nucleotides long. The record is from the annotation of a GenBank genome assembly. Lineage: Eukaryota; Dinophyceae; Suessiales; Symbiodiniaceae.
UUCCUAUACACCUGCCAUGGUGCCUCUAUGAGCAAUGGCAGAAACAGCACGAAGGCCUCUACAAGGCUGGCGUGGCAAGAGUCUAUCGCUGUGCUUCCGCCGCGGCGGGCGCUCAGCCUGGUGGGUCGAGGCGCCAAAUGGCCAGAGACGCAGCGCCUCUUGGCGCAACUGCGGCGCGCGAGGGAGGGCACCGCGAUCGCCUUCAGCAUCGCAAUCACCGCCUGCGAGAAAGGCGAAGCCUGGCAGCAGGCGCUGCUUUUGCUGCAAGCCCUGCGCAGCGAUGGGCUCUGCCCGGACUUGGUGCUGCUGGGGGCGCUGUGCAACGCCCGCUGGCGCCAAGCGCAGCUGCUGCUCUCAGGUGUGCAGCCUGACAUUGUCAUGCGCACCGCUGCCAUCAGCGCCUGUGAGAAGAGUACGCAAUGGCGCCAAGCUCUGCGCCUGUCGCCGCUUCCAAAGAUCACCGCGGCCAGCAGCGCCGCAGCCUCCGCGGCGGGGGCGGCCAAAGCCUGGGCCCACGCGCUGCAGUUGGCUCUCGGAGCUCCACUGGACAUAGCCUUCCACGACGCCCUGUUGAGCGCUUCUGAGAAAGCUGGGCAGUGGCAGCAAGCGCUGCACCUCUUUGCGCGGCUGCCCGUGUCACGGGCAUCGCCGGGCCUCAUCUCCUGCAACGCCUUGGUCAGCGCUUGCGGCGCCCGGGAGAGGUGGGAGUUCGCGCUGCAAGCCUUUGCGCGCUUGAGCCGCCCGAGCGUGGUGAGCUACGGUGCUGCACUCAGUGCCUUUGAGGAGGCUGGACAGUGGCAGCAGGCAGUGUGGCUUUUGACAGAUGCGAUCAGGAUCACGGUGCAGGUGAACGUCAUUUGUUUCAAUGCUGUCAUCAGCGCGUGCGAGCAAGGAGUCCAGUGGCUCAGAGCAGCUCAGCUUCUGCUUCUGCUGACGAACUUGCAACUGGAAGGUGAUGUGGUGACUCACACGGCCGUGAUUGGUGCCUGUGCUCUUGCCAGCCGCUGGAGCUUGGCGCUGGCCCACUUCGAGGAGAUGCAGAGGUGGUCCAGGCCCAACGCCCAGACCUUCGCCGCGGCGCUGCUCGCCUGCUCCUUGCCCGCGGGGCCGGAGCCCCGAGGUGCGCGCCGGGCCGCGGAGCUGCUGCCGCGGCUGAAGCGGGCGGCACUCCGAAGGAUUCGAGCGGCGAAAGCGCGGCGCGAAAGGAGCGAGGGAUUGCGUGAGGGGCAGGAGGCUCGGAUGUGCGAGAAGUGCGCCAGAUGUUGUGGAUUUCAACGCUGUCAUCAGCGCGACUUGGACGACAAGAACCUUGCGGGUCCUUGGCCGCACUCCCAGCAGCUCCUCGCGCGCCUGGGGAGCCUCCAGCAGCGGCCCAGCAUCGUCAGCUUCAACGCGGCGGCGGCGGCCUGUGGCCGAGGCAAUCACUGGAGCAGCUCAAUCCAGUGCGUGGCGGACGCAGCUGCGGGAUACCUACAGCCAGACUUGCUGACGCUGACACCCCUCAUGAAAUGCAGGGCAGGUGACCGCUGGCCCGCGGCCUUCACCGUGCUUGCGCUGGCACGGCGAUCCUUGCUCCGACUGGAUGAGGUGCUUCUCAGCGCCGCGACGGGCGCAGAGUGGCGCCGGGGCAUAUCGUGCCUGCAGAUCUUGGGCCAAAUGCCGCAGGACCUGCCGUGCCUCGCGAAGGAAAUGCCCUGGGAAGCGUCUCUGGAGCCCUUGAGCAGCCGCGCCUUGGGCGCUUCGGUGGCUGCCUGUGCCGCAGGCGCGGUGUGGGUGCAGUCCCUAUGCUUGCUCAACACCCUCCAGCUGAAGCUCCAUCUCAUUACCUGCAACGCAGCUAUGAGCUGCUGUCAGAAGGGCCUCUUGGCCUAA